This is a messenger RNA of Mytilus californianus (California mussel), 3210 nucleotides long. RefSeq names its product meiotic recombination protein REC8 homolog. Gene Ontology annotation, molecular function: chromatin binding. The record is from RefSeq and is a predicted model, not a curated record. Gene Ontology annotation, biological process: synaptonemal complex assembly; mitotic sister chromatid cohesion; replication-born double-strand break repair via sister chromatid exchange. NCBI's taxonomy places the organism in Eukaryota, Metazoa, Mollusca, Bivalvia, Mytilida, Mytilidae. Bases 560 to 2101 code for a protein of 513 amino acids. The transcript has 19 exons. Gene Ontology annotation, cellular component: synaptonemal complex; cohesin complex.
UUGAUUUGGAAUAAAAGUGUGACGAAUUAUAAGAUUAUAUUUCAUAAUAAUUUCAGUGUAACUAUGUUCUACCACCAAAGUAUUCUGCAAAGAAGAGGAGGGAAAUUUGGAACAGUUUGGCUUGCUGCUACAAAGAUUGAUCAGCUGAAAAGAAGAGAUUUUAGUGCAGUAAAUAUCAGAAGAACAUGUGAUGAUAUUCUUGAUUAUGUACUGGUAAGAAUAAUGCCAAAGAAACAAGGAUCAGGACAUCCAAGGUUUUCCCUUUAUCUGUCAUCGCAGCUUAUGUAUGGAGUUAUCAGGGUAUAUAAAAGACAGAAUGAAUACCUUCUAGAUGAUGUGACUAAUUUCUUCUGUAAGAUGAGAAUUGCUGUGGCCAAUCUUGAGGAGAUUGAUCUGAAAGCCAUGAAUAGACAAGAACAGUUGGCAUGUGAUUUAGAUGAUUUAUAUGCAGAUAAUCCUUGGUUUGGUGUACUGCAGAUGGAUGCAGCAGAUUUAUUGAAAUCACCACAAAUUCCAGGCAUGUUCUAGUUGAAGAGGUUCUAUCUGUAAGAAAUUGGAAAUGUGGAGAAUAGAAUCUAGCUUAUCAAUUCCAAGAUCUCCAUUGAUGAGUCCACCUUUAAAGCCUGCUCAACCAUCUACACCACAAAUAUCUAUCAAUGAACCAAUGUUAAAACCAGAUAUGGCUUCACCACAUACAGUUUCCAGCAAGGAGGAGAUAACUAUUCCAGAAAUUGAUAUGACAAUAUUUCAAGAUAUUCAGUUCCAACCAGAACAAGACUUACCACCAUUUGAUGGUAAGCUAAUAGAAAGUAUUUUGGAGGAACCAUUACCAGGUGAUUUACAGAUGGGAAAAUUCCUAUCUCCUGUCAAAGUUCCACAGUAUGAAGAGAUGCAACAAGAUCUUGCCCAGGGUUUAUUAUCACCAAAAGAAAGGACACCAAUGACAAAACCUGAUAAAUCAAGUGUACCAGAAAAGAGGGCACCAGUAUUAUCUCCUGGGGUUACUCCAAUGCCACAGCCAGAGGAACCAGAAUUGAGACCUAGAAGAGCUAGAGCUAGUUUCACUCUGCAGCUGUCCCCUGUCCCACCAAGUCCUAGAAGACAAAGAAAAAGACGUCAUUUGUGCAUUGAUGCCCAGUGUCAAAUACUAAAAGAUCAGUUGAAACAAAAUUUUACAAAUAGAGAAGAUAUUAUGCAAACUUUUGUUUUACCCGAUUUGAAGAAGUCUUCAGUACAAGACUUGUUUAACAAUCCAGGACGGCCAGCAAUGACUAGACAGCCAAGGCUUUUACAGCUAUGGAGAAGGAAUGCAGUUUAUGGGUUGCUGGAGACAGAUUCAGAUAUUGGACAACCUGCAUGGAGUGUGCCUGACUUACUUGGAGAUGAAGAACCCAGACCAACUCGCAGUAAAAGAAGAUUGGUUUCACAAUCUGUCCCACAGCUAUCUCCUGUUCAACAGCAGCAGGAACUAGAGAUUCAAAUACAGGACCAAGAGUUACCUAGGCCUGAUUUGGAGGCUAUACCAGAACAUGUAAUGGAGGAACAGCCUUCAACUGAAAUGAUGAGAGAAGGUUCCCUAUCUAGGAGUCGUCUGCUAGAUGAUACACCUGUCUCUAUUCAUCAGAGAAGUACUCAUUCAGAGGCAGACAAAAGUAAAGAUUUGGAUAAGAGUAAAGGGAAAGAGGAACCAGCUGUUAGUAAAUCCAAAAGAAAAUCUAGAACAACAAGAGGAAGCACUACAACAGAGGAAGAGAUGGAUGUAAAUUUAAUACCAGAUACGUCUGAAAACCAAUCGGUGCUUCAGGAAUCUCUUGCACAACUGUCCUCCAUUAUGGAAGAACCUCAAGUUCCUAUCACACCUAUUCCCUUGCCUGUUGUUACUACUUCUACACCCACAUCAGCUGAACUUCUCAGGCUGAUCAGACGAUACACAAGAGAAGAAGAAUGGACAACUUUUCAGACAAUAUGUUCACCAAAUCAGUUUGACAGAACACAGGCAGCAAAAAUAUUCUCCGACUUAUUAGAUUUGUGCCGAAGUAAAAAGGUAAAAUGUGAACAGGAGGCAGCCUUUGAAGAUAUUUACAUCUGGAGAACCUCUUAAUGGAUGCAUUCACGAAAUGGAUGGCUGUAUUGUCUACAUGCUGAUGUUAUGACAGCAAACUUGAAGUCUUAUUAGUGUGUAGAAUUGUUAGAAUUUGCUCAAUGUUUAUAAGUUGGAAUGCUAAAUAUAAGUGAAGGCAGGUAGAAUAAUGUCUCUAAUUUAAAGUUUUUUUUUAAGUAAAUAAGUUCAAACAGACUUUAAACCUCUUAAUAUAUAUUUCUUCAUAGAAUUAAAAUUAAGAAAAUCAUUAUGAACUAAUUGUAUUUUUAUUUUAUGAAUGAAUUAAUUAAGAUUUUGUUUAUGAUGGUUAAGUUAUAUUUAGUGUCUUUGGUAUAUGAUAUAUAUGCCAAAUAUAUAUUAUUUACAGGAAUUUUUAGAAGUAUAUUUAUACCUAUUUUUACAUAAACUAUAUUAUUCCAUAAAGUGAAUCAUGACAAGAUUUCCCAGUAAUAUGAUUCAGAUUAUGCAUCAUCAUAUAUUUUGUAUUAUGAUAUAAUUUUAAUUAAGAAUUAAUUCUUUAUGAUCCACCAUUCUUUCUACUUUUUUAACAAGUAUAAAAUUAUGGAUUAUAAUUGGAGAAUCUGCAUUUUAAAAUCAUUGUGCUCUUUAAAAAAAAACCCAUUUUACACGAAAAAUGAACUGACACAUUGUGUAUGUUUUGAAAUGUGUCUAUAUAUAAACAUUGAAAUAAUGGAGGACAGGAAAAGCAUAAUCCCACCCUUUUCAGUUAAUACUUGAGUAAAAUACACUCAAGAAUCAUAUUUAUCUAAACAAUUAAAUUUACAGGAAAAAUUAAUUUGUAAAUCUUGAAAUAAACAUUGUGAAAGCAUUAAGUCGCAUAUCAAUUACAGCGUCACUUCAUAUUUAUUUUUACAUUGAAAGAAGAGCGAGUUGUUUAUGUCAAGUAGAAUAUUUGGUAAUUUUGAUUUAACAAGAUUUUUUACCAGUUUAGUUUUAUAAAGCUUAGGAAUGAACUGUUUGCAUCUUUUUGUUGUCUGAAUGUAUUUCUUAUAUUCAAAUCAUGCUAGCUGUUAAAUAUUUAACCUGUAAAUAUUAAAUCCAUAUCAAGUUAAACUAAUAUUGUUGAAAUAUUUUAUAGUUGUUAACUA